ACCAUGGUAGGGGAAGUUGUGUAGUGCGCGAGUUCCACGCGCAUUUUUAAUUUCCUUUGGGUCUUCGUCUUAGGAAAAGUUUAAGAAUGGAAAGAAAGAACAAGAGGAAGAAUGCAUCGAGCACUGCCGCAGCUGGUAGCAGCUCGGAAGCCGCGAUGAGUGAGGCAAUUGAACCUUCAAGCAGUGCUAUCAGGGCCAUUGAAAAAAAGCCACCCCUGCCAUUGGAUUCUUCCAGCACUCAACAAGUAAAGCAGGAUGUGAACAAAAUAUCCCAAUCUAUGCUGAUCAAGCUUUAUAACUUUUGUACUCGUCGACCAAAGGCAAAUGAGGAAUUGAGUGUCGUGGUUAGUAUGUUCGGCGUUCACUUAAACCGCAGGGAUACCUAUACAAUGAAACCAAAAGGAUGCGUCAGUAAUAUGGUGAUUUUAGCUGCUGGAAAGAUAAUUAUGGAAGAGGAGAAGGAAACAAAUGGGACUGUCACUCGUCAUAUAUUUAGCCCACAAUUUAUGAAUAAGGUAAAAUGUGACUUAAAUCUUUCUAAUGAAGAUAGCCACAAGACUUGGUGUAUUGAUGAUGUAUCUGUAUUCAUCUUGCCGAGUAAACUGGGUUAUGAAGUCUAUCAGUGCAAACUGAUCUUUGCACCAACUUUGUUUGAAGAGCAUUGGUCUUGUUAUGUACUCGAGCCCAAGGACAAAACCCUGUAUGUGUUAGACUCGAUGCGUGAUACACUCUCAACUAGCAAGAAGAACUUGGAUGAUGCAACGAAACGUCGUUUUGAGGAGCUGCUGGUAUUAAUGAGUCCUGGUUCGACCAAAGAGAAUGUAUCAAUAACACUGGUUUACGCUGAUGUUCCUAGGCAGAAAAACAUUCAUGAUUGUGGCAUCUAUGUGCUGAAAUACAUGGAAAUUUGGGAUGGAUCGGUAAAAUGGCAAGACAAAACCAUGCCUGAUUAUCAAUAUAAAGAAAUCGCGCAGUUUCGGCAAAGCCUUUUGUGUGGAUGGGUUCAACAUCCUAAAAAUGAGGUCAGAGAAAAGAUUUUGGAGGCAGCAGGAGUGUGGGGAAAAUUAAGCUGAUUGAAAUUGACCAUCAAGCAACCGUGUCUAAGAGAUUUCUCUAAUAAAUCUUGGUUAAUUUUUCUUUUAAACUAAAUAAAGUUUUAUUUUUACACAUUCGAGAUGCUUAAGAAAAUUGAUUCCUCUUGGUAGAGCUGUCUGAUGCUGUUAUAGUAAGUUGUGAUCAGUUAUUGCAAACAACUGGGAUUGUAUUGAAAAUUUUUACUGACCUAGAGAUCAACAUAAAUUUUACCAUGUUAUGUAAUAAUGUGAAUUUUAUUAUCAAU
Molecule: messenger RNA, 1339 nt
Organism: Vigna umbellata (rice bean)
Lineage: Eukaryota; Viridiplantae; Streptophyta; Magnoliopsida; Fabales; Fabaceae
Source: RefSeq, a predicted model, not a curated record